Messenger RNA from Asterias rubens (European starfish), 3336 nucleotides. Its product is annotated as pre-mRNA-splicing factor ATP-dependent RNA helicase DHX16-like. The record is from RefSeq and is a predicted model, not a curated record. The transcript has 21 exons. Lineage: Eukaryota; Metazoa; Echinodermata; Asteroidea; Forcipulatida; Asteriidae. Gene Ontology annotation, cellular component: catalytic step 2 spliceosome; intracellular anatomical structure. Gene Ontology annotation, molecular function: ATP binding; RNA binding. Bases 122 to 3271 code for a protein of 1049 amino acids.
UUUUUCAUUCGACCAAAGAUGGCGGCGCCCAUGGAACUUGAGAUUUGAUUGCCAAAGACCACACAUUUGAGAACACGUACUUUCAACUAUCACUCUCUGAUUCUGACGACUUUCCAUCAUCAUGGCCAGUAAGGAAGUUAACCUGUGGGUGCGAGACAGCCUUCAUGACAUCCUAGGCAUCAGUGAUCACUACAUAGCUGACUAUCUCAUCGGACUAGCUGGGAAGGCAAGCAGUGGAGGGGACUUCAUCCGGAGGAUUAAAGACACAGGAACGAUCGAUGUUAAUAAAUCCAUCACAACGUUUGCUCAGGAGCUGUUUGAAAAGCUGCCGAGGAAGACAUCAAGUAGGGUGUUGAACAGAGCCAAAGAGCAGGCUGCCAUAGCAAGUACUAAACACAAUCAGAGUUAUGCUCUGGUAUCUGAUGAUGAUCAGGAUAUUACUGUCACUCCAACAUCUCCUAUAAAGAGAAGGGACAAGCGUGAGAAGGGAAACAAGAGGAAACAUCUCAGGAAGAAGAAAGAGGAGAGCAGUGAAAGUGAGAGUGAUCCUGAGCCCGAAAGAUCCAGCAAGAAUGCCAAGCGAGACGGGGACUCGGACUCGGAGUCCGAUGAAUGGGACCGAGAGGAGAAGAAGAGAUUGCAGGAUCUGGAGGAGAGGGACGCGUUCGCUGAACGACUUAGAAACAAGGACAAAGAAAAAACCAAGAGUGUGACGGACAAAGGAAACAAAAAGGCUUAUGAGGAGGCAAAGAAGAGGCUUGAAAUGGCCGAGCAGGACCGGAGGAAGAUGGUUCCAGAUCUGAGGAAAGAAUCAAGACGAAAGUACGUCAAGAAGCGAGAGGAAGACAAGCUGGAGGAGAUUGAGGCAGAUAUCAUCGAUGAAGAAUAUCUAUUCUCGUCAACGGACUUAACCAAAAAGGAAAAGCAAGAGUUAGAAUACAAGAAGCGGGUAUUGAAGCUUGCAAAAGAUCAUAGGAAGGCUGGAGACAAACAGAAAGAAGGUCGUUACUACAUGCCUAAAGAUGAUGAGAAACCAUCAGACAAGUAUGUGGAGCCACUCUUUGAUGAGAUGGAGUUGGCACCGAGGUCUGAGCAGCAGAGAUGGGAGGAAGAACACGUCAAACUAGGCUCCUUGAAGUUUGGGGCUAAAGAUGCCAAACAGAAACACAAGGCCAAGCAAUAUGAUUUAGUUGUGGAUGAGUUGGGAGAGAUUGAAUUUGUCAGCGCAAUGCAGAUGCCUGGAACUGGUGAUAGGUCCCAGUCCGAACCAGAGGUGCGUGAGUUAUCAGCCGCUCAGAGGAAGAAACAGAGUAUCGCAGAAACUCGCAAGCUUCUUCCCAUCUUCAAAUUUCGGGAGGAUCUUCUUCAGGCCAUCGAGGAUCAUCAGAUAUUGAUCAUUGAAGGGGAGACUGGAUCUGGGAAGACAACUCAGAUACCACAGUACCUGUUUGAAGCGGGCUACACUAAAGAUGGUAAGAAGAUUGGAUGCACUCAGCCAAGACGUGUUGCCGCAAUGAGCGUGGCCGCUAGGGUGGCUGAAGAGAUGAGUUUCAAGCUUGGAAAUGAGGUUGGUUAUAGUAUCCGCUUUGAAGACUGCACAUCAGAUAGAACCAUCUUGAAGUACAUGACGGAUGGAAUGCUCCUUAGAGAGUUUCUUGGUGAACCUGAUAUGGCUGGCUACAGCGUCAUCAUCAUCGAUGAAGCCCACGAGCGUACCUUACACACAGACAUCCUCUUUGGUCUCGUCAAGGACAUCUCACGCUUCAGACCGGAUCUCAAGUUGCUCAUAUCAAGCGCCACUCUGGACACUGACAAGUUUGCCGAGUUCUUUGAUGACGCUCCUAUAUUCCGUAUCCCUGGGCGUCGUUUUCCAGUAGAUAUCUUCUAUACCAAGGCACCAGAGGCAGACUACUUGGAUGCUUGUGUUAUCUCAGUUCUACAGAUCCACGUCUCACAGCCAGAAGGAGACGUCCUUGUGUUCCUCACUGGUCAGGAAGAGAUUGAGACAUGCAUGGAGAUCUUACAGGAGAGAGUCAGGAAACUAGGCACCAAGAUCCGAGAGCUUAUCGUCCUCCCGAUUUAUUCCACCCUCCCCUCCGAGCUCCAAGCCAAGAUCUUUGAGCCCACCCCGCCGGGGGCUCGUAAAGUGGUCCUAGCCACUAACAUAGCGGAGACAUCAUUGACUAUAGAUGGCAUCGUCUUCGUCAUUGAUCCAGGGUUCAACAAGCAGAAGAGUUAUAAUGCAAGGACUGGGAUGGAGUCCCUUGUCGUGACCCCAGUGUCAAAGGCAUCAGCUAACCAGCGAGCUGGCAGGGCAGGCAGGGUGGCUGCCGGUAAAUGUUUCCGUCUUUACACGGCCUGGGCUUACAAGAAUGAACUGGAGGAGAACACCAUUCCUGAAAUCCAGAGAACGAACCUCGGCAACGUUGUCCUCCUCUUGAAGAGCCUGGGCAUCAACGAUCUGAUCCACUUUGACUUCAUGGAUCCACCUCCCCAUGAGACGCUGGUCCUUGCCCUUGAGCAGCUCUAUGCCCUGGGAGCACUCAACCACAAAGGAGAGCUCACUAAACUGGGUCGCAGGAUGGCAGAGUUUCCUGUGGAUCCAAUGAUGUCUAAGAUGAUCUUAGCUUCGGAAAAAUACCAGUGUACUGAGGAGAUUCUUAGUAUAACAGCUAUGUUGUCAGUCGGCAAUGCGAUCUUCUAUCGACCCAAAGAUAAGAUCGUUCACGCCGAUAACGCCAGAGUCAACUUCUUCACUCCUGGGGGAGACCAUUUGACGCUUCUCAAAGUCUACAAUGAAUGGUUGGAGACAGACUUUUCUACCCAGUGGUGUUUUGAGAACUUCAUCCAGCAUCGAUCGAUGCGAAGAGCGAGAGAUGUCCGAGAUCAGAUCAAAGGACUGAUGGAGAGAGUGGAGAUUCCUUCCACUUCAUCAAUGCAUGAUAACGUCGCUAUCAGAAAGGCUAUCACAGCGGGCUUCUUUUACCACACGGCCAAAUUCAGUAAAGGCGGUCAGUACAAGACGGUGAAGCAUCAGCAGACAGUACUGGUACAUCCCAACAGUAGUCUGUUUGAAGAGCAGCCUCGUUGGCUCAUCUAUCAUGAACUGGUCUUCACAACCAAGGAAUUCAUGCGACAGGUGAUUGAGAUUGAGAAUGCCUGGCUCCUUGAAGUAGCUCCUCAUUACUAUAAAGCCAAGGAGCUGGAGGACGCAUCAAGUCGUAAGAUGCCCAAGAAUACUGGCAAGAGCAAAGAGGAGACGAGAACGUGACGUCCCAAGCCGUAAGAUGCCUAAGAAUACUACAAAGCUUAAGAGUUAACGGACGCAUCGAGUAA